AUUAUCUACACGUUGAAAUGUUGAGGAAUCCGUACGAAAAUCAAGGAAAUAUUCCUGCACAUCCCACUCAUGAAUCCAAACUACUCUCUGUAGAUCAUCAGUAGAGUCGUAGAAUAUAAACCCAUUCCCUCCCACUGAAUCAUUACCCUAACCAACCCUACCUACCAUUGCAAGCAAGAAACCACAACUCUUCAAUCUAUAACAUUACAACCUUCAUUAUAUCUAUAAUUCUAUACUCACAAUGUCCACCCCAAGACUCACCCUCUACUUCGACCUCCUAAGUCCAUUCAGUUACGUCGCCUUCCACAUUCUCAAAAACUCUCCUACGUUCACAAAAUGCGACAUAACCUACACCCCAGUCCUCCUCCGUGAGCUUUUCACUAUCUGUCAAAAUCCACCCCCAAUUGCUGUUAAAAACAAAUCAACCUGGCUAAACAAAGAACGUCUCUACUGGUCCCGUCGACUAAAUCUCCCCAUGUGUGAAACUCCACCGGCCGGGUUUCCUUUCCCGACUGUUGAUGUCCAGAGUAUAUUACUUACACUCAGUGAGCGGGACCCCGAGAAGGUAGCUAUGGUUGUGGAGAGAUUGUAUCGGGGGCUUUGGGGAGAUGGGAACUCACAGAUUGUCACUCCUGAUGGGUUUAUGGGGGUUUUGGAAGAUGUGUUUGGGGUGGGGAUUGCUGGGGAGAUACUCGAGGCUUCAAAAGAACCAGAAACCCAACUCCGUCUAACGGAGAACACCCAGAAAGCGUUCGGCACCGGAGCAUUCGGACUACCGUGGGUCGAGUGUGUGAAUGCUCAGAACGAAACAGAGUGUUUCUGGGGGGUGGAUCACUUGGAGAGAGUGGUUGAGUUCCUGGGCUUGGAGAAGGGGGAUUCACGUUGGGGGUUGGGUGUGUCAACUAAGUAGUAGCUACUAUUUCUCCCUUCUUUCCUUCCUUUU
Aspergillus pseudotamarii is the source of this 943-nucleotide messenger RNA. Its product is annotated as thioredoxin-like protein. The transcript is spliced from 4 exons. Gene Ontology annotation, biological process: glutathione metabolic process. Gene Ontology annotation, cellular component: peroxisome; mitochondrion. The record is from RefSeq and is a predicted model, not a curated record. Gene Ontology annotation, molecular function: glutathione peroxidase activity; glutathione transferase activity. NCBI's taxonomy places the organism in Eukaryota, Fungi, Ascomycota, Eurotiomycetes, Eurotiales, Aspergillaceae. Bases 242 to 910 code for a protein of 222 amino acids.